CACAAAUUCGCCCAUAUGUAAUUGUUUAAUUGUGGUGUCGCAUAAUAUUCUCUACUGUAAAUUAGAGUGUCUCUGUGUAACGAAAUGUAUCUUGCUAUUUAUUCCACAGCCAUGAUGGAGGAAGACGCAUGGAUCAGGCACUGAAGGGACCAAUCAGAUGUGUGUUUUGUGAAGACGAAGUGGCCACAGAGACGUUCUUUCCAUGUAAACAUCUUUCGCUGUGUAAGAAAUGCUGUCCCCCAAAGAUACCUAAACGAUGCCCUAUGUGUAGACAGAAUAUAACGAGCAAAAAUAGUUUGGUUGGUCCAAAUUCGUCAAAGAUGGAAGUCCAGAUGGUGGCAGGACCAGUUGUGUUCCAAAGUUUGAGGACAAAGGAGUUCAUCAGAUGCACAGUUAUUAGGGGCUACAUCCAAGCAAGGUGGUGAGUAUAAAAUAACAGUUCCCAAUUGAUUUCUAUAAAGUUUACU
Messenger RNA from Octopus sinensis (East Asian common octopus), 467 nucleotides. Its product is annotated as death-associated inhibitor of apoptosis 2-like. The record is from RefSeq and is a predicted model, not a curated record. The transcript has 4 exons. Lineage: Eukaryota; Metazoa; Mollusca; Cephalopoda; Octopoda; Octopodidae. The coding region runs from base 129 to 425 and encodes 98 amino acids.